Messenger RNA from Pollicipes pollicipes, 1473 nucleotides. Its product is annotated as serine/arginine repetitive matrix protein 5-like. The transcript is spliced from 5 exons. The coding region runs from base 1 to 1473 and encodes 490 amino acids. The record is from RefSeq and is a predicted model, not a curated record. Lineage: Eukaryota; Metazoa; Arthropoda; Thecostraca; Pollicipedomorpha; Pollicipedidae.
AUGAGGGAGGCGUCGGAGCCGACGAAGCUGGGACGGGAGAUGAGGGAGGCGUCGGAGCCGACGAAGCUGGGACGGGAGAUGAGGGAGGCGUCGGAGCCGACGAAGCUGGGACGGGAGAUGAGGGAGGCGUCGGCGCCGACGGGGCUGGGACGGGAGGUGAGGGAGCCGUCGGGGCCGACGGGGCUGGGACGGGAGGUGAGGGAGCCGUCGGGGCCGACGGGGCUGGGACGGGAGGUGAAGGAGCCGUCAGGGCCGACGAGGCUAGGACGGGAGAUGAGGGAGGCGCUGGAGCCGACGAGGCUAGGACAGGAGAUGAGGGAGGCGUUGGAGCCGACGGGGCUGGGACGGGAGGUGAGGGAGGCGUCAGAGCCGACGGGGCUGGGACGGGAGGUGAGGGAGCCGUCGGGGCCGACGGGGCUGGGACGGGAGGUGAGGGAGCCGUCAGGGCCGACGAGGCUAGGACGGGAGAUGAGGGAGGCGCUGGAGCCGACGAGGCUAGGACAGGAGAUGAGGGAGGCGUCGGAGCCGACGGGGCUGGGACAGGAGCUAUACAAGCUGAGUGCUCAGCCCAGCCGUCACCGGGGGCUGUACAAGCUGAGCGCUCAGCCCAGCCGUCACCGGGGGCUGUACAAGCUGAGCGCUCAGCCCAGCCGUCACCGGGAGCUGUACAAGCUGAGUGCUCAGCCCAGCCGUCACCGGGGGCUGUACAAGCUGAGCGCUCAGCCCAGCCGUCACCGGGAGCUGUACAAGCUGAGUGCUCAGCCCAGCCGUCACCGGGGGCUGUACAAGCUGAGCGCUCAGCCCAGCCGUCACCGGGGGCUGUACAAGCUGAGCGCUCAGCCCAGCCGUCACCGGGGGCUGUACAAGCUGAGCGCUCAGCCCAGCCGUCACCGGGAGCUGUACAAGCUGAGCGCUCAGCCCAGCCGUCACCGGGAGCUGUACAAGCUGAGAGGGAGCUCUGAGAGGGAGCCGCACAAGCUGAGCUCUCAGCCCAGCCGUCAGCGGGAGCUGCACAAGCUGAGCGCUCAGCCCAGCCGUUACCGGGGGCUGUACAAGCUGAGCGCUCAGCCCAACCGUUACCGGGAGCUGUACAAGCUGAGCGCUGAGCCCAGCCGUUACCGGGGGCUGUACAAGCUGAGCGCUCAGCCCAGCCGUCACCGGGGGCUGUACAAGCUGAGCGCUCAGCCCAGCCGGUCGGUGGGCCCGCAGGGGUACACCGUGGACCAGGUCCUCAAAGGCGUCGGGCGGCAGCUGUCUCAGAUGCUGCCCGGCCACACAACGAUGUGGAGCCGGGUGGAGAAGGUGCGCAUGCUGGAGCGCUUCACCGCCGCGGAACCGGCUCCGGGGACCCUCUACCUCACCGCCAACCCACCUCAUCUUCGUCGACCCGCGCAACAAGAAGGAGACUUGGGUGAGCCGGCCCGCUAUGGCACGAGGGACGGGGGCUUUAGGCAGCCGUGCAGCGUGCUUUGA